Zingiber officinale is the source of this 4476-nucleotide messenger RNA. RefSeq names its product squamosa promoter-binding-like protein 15. The record is from RefSeq and is a predicted model, not a curated record. Gene Ontology annotation, molecular function: DNA binding. NCBI's taxonomy places the organism in Eukaryota, Viridiplantae, Streptophyta, Magnoliopsida, Zingiberales, Zingiberaceae. Gene Ontology annotation, cellular component: nucleus. Bases 480 to 3677 code for a protein of 1065 amino acids. The transcript is spliced from 11 exons.
CCGUUAAUUACAUUCUUGUACCACGCUGCGAUUAGCUGGCGAAGAGCAGAAGAGAAGGAAUCGAAGGACAGAGGGAGAGGAGGAGAAGAGUGAGCGAAUUUCUCGAUCAAUCCUCCAGUCGCAGAGUAGACAGAGAUCCUGCCAUCUUAUUCUCCUCCUCUUGAUCAAUCUUCGGCCAAAGCAAUCCCUUCUUGAGAUCCCUCUGCUCAUCUAUUUCGUUUCGUGGCGAGAGAUCCGGAUUUCGAGCUUGUUAUCCGGUCUUCUCCUAGAUCUUUGCGUGUUUCCGUGGAGAAGCUGUGUUCCGUAAGUAGAAGGAGGUUCUUUGCCCAGUUUUUAGUCGUUUUGGGGAUUCCUGCUCGUUGUUUUGGUUUCCUAUGGGAGGAAUGGAUCGGAGGAGGCCCUAGUGUUCUGAGAUAGAAUAAGGUGAGUUGGUAUUUGGGGCGAUCGAGGGGUAUUUAGGGUUUGAAUAAUCUUGAGAGAUGGAGGGAGAGAUCGGAGCGCAGGUUGCUCCUUCCAUCUUCUUGCACCACCAUCACCAGGCCAUCCAUGACGCGCGGCUUCUUGCGAAAAAGCGAGAGCUUCCUUGGAAAAAUCCCAUCUUUGAUCAUAUCCAAUCCCUGGAGAGCCAGCACCAGUUGAUGGGCUCUUCUCAGUCCAAUUCCGGUGGCAAUUGGAACCCUAAUAUGUGGGAUUGGGAUAGCGUGAGGUUCACCGCUACCCCCGCGCCGGAUGCUGCGGACCUACUCUGUCUGGGAUCGCAGCCUUCUUCUUCAGCUGCUGCUGUGACUGACCUGGCGAACAAAGGUAGCGAGUGGUCGAAAAAUUCAAAAUCCAGCAGGAGUUUGGAAGAUGAUAAUGGGGAACUAGCGCUGAAGCUAGGAGGCGGAGGUAAUUUGGUGGAGGAGCCAGCAGGGGUUAGGCCUGGCAAGAAGGCGAGGUCAGGCUCGCCAGGGAGUAGUAACAAUUACCCGAUGUGUCAGGUGGAUGAUUGUCGCACCGAUCUGUCGAGCGCCAAAGAUUAUCAUAGGCGCCACAAGGUGUGCGAGAUGCACAGCAAGACCGCCAAGGCCCUCGUUGGAAACCAGAUGCAGAGGUUCUGCCAACAAUGUAGUAGAUUUCAUCCUCUUUCUGAGUUUGAUGAGGGUAAGAGAAGUUGUAGAAGGCGACUUGCAGGACAUAAUCGGCGCAGAAGGAAGACUCAACCAGAGGACAAUUCUUCUAAGCUAUUGCUACCAAAAAACCAAGAAAAUACGACAAAUGGGAACCUGGAUAUUGUGAAAUUGUUGGCUAUGUUAACUCCCUUAAAAGGUAGUUAUCAUGAUACACCAACUGGUAUUUCUCCUCUACCUGAUAAAGACCACCUGCUACAGUUUAUCAGUAAAUUAAGCACUUCAAUUAGUGGAGACUCUUCUGAAAGAGCUAUUGCACCUGGUGGUUUUGAUUUGAAUAUAUGUCAAGAUGGAUCUCUAGCUUCCCUUGAGAAAUCAAUAAAGGCAGCUGAGGAGAAAAAUGCACUAUCCACUGCAAGCGACAUGUUGGCAGUUCUUUCUGCAGCAUUGGCGGCAUCCGUUCCUCCUGUCCCUGCAUCUCUUUCACGUGGGAGCAGUGAAAGUAGUGGCAAUCAUAAGGCCAAAGUACAAAAUGCAGAGCCCUCUUUGCAUAAUAAGCCAACCAAUCUGUAUGCUUCAGUUGCCUUGACAAGCAAAGGUAUCAUCAGUCAAUCUCCUACGGAUGUUCCUAAUCAGAUGGCUCAGCAACUUCACCAGAGUUUGCCUUUGCAACUUUUUGGACCUUCUGAUGAUGACAAUUCUCCAGCAGAGGGAUUUUCAAUUAAGUAUUUAUCCUCAGAAAGUAGCAACCCUAUGGAAGACAGGUCACCUUCAACUUCACCGCCUGUUACGAAAAAAUUAUUUCCUCUGAAUUCGACUUUCGAAGGGGUGAAAAAUACAGGGAGAUCACAUUACAGGGAAGAAAAUACAAAUGUUGAAUCAAGCAGCACUUGUGGUCCAAGUGCAACGCUUGAUCUUUUUCAGAAUUUUGAAAGAACAGCAGAUCAUGUUGCCUAUAAAUCAACUUGCUCAGAUCACUCUCCAUCAAGUUCCAAUUCUGAUGCUCAGGAUCGCACUGGGCGAAUAAUUUUCAAACUCUUUGGCAAGGAUCCUAGUAGCUUUCCUGAUGCUCUUCGUGCUCAGGUACUUAAUUGGCUCUCAAACAGCCCUUUGGAGAUGGAGGGUUACAUCCGGCCUGGUUGUGUUGUCCUGUCAAUAUACUUAUCGAUGCCAUCAAUAGCAUGGGAAGAUCUUGAAGAUGAUCUUCUUCAGCGUGUCACUUCUCUUAUUCAAUGUUCUGAAACUGAGUUCUGGCAAAAUGCGAGGUUCUUAAUUCGUACAAAUAGACAGCUGGUGUCACACAAGGAUGGGAAGAUCCGCAUAUCUAAGACUUGGAGGGCAUGGAGUGCUCCUGAAGUGACUUCAAUAUCACCUGUUUGUGUUGUAGCUGGGAAGGAAACUUCCCUUCUUCUUAAAGGUCGCAAUUUGACUGUUCCAGGCACCAAGAUUCAUUGCACAUAUAGAGGUAAAUACAUGUCGAAAGAAAUUCUUUGCUCCACAUACCCAGGCACUAUAUAUGAUGAUUCAUGUGUGGAGAGCUUUGAUUUUCCUGGAGGAUUUCAAGAGCAGUUCGGUCGAUGUUUCAUUGAGGUUGAAAAUGGUUUUAAAGGAAACAGCUUUCCUGUCAUUAUUGCCAAUGCCGAUAUCUGCCAGGAAUUGAGAGCCCUCGAAGCAGAUUUUCAGGAAGUUGGUAACAGUCCACAGUGCACAACAAAGCAGGAUGUUCUCCACUUCCUAAAUGAGCUUGGUUGGCUGUUUCAGAGGACACAUGCAUCAUCUGGCCUGUUGUUUUCUGAUUUCUCAGUUUCACGGCUGAAGUACCUCUUGACAUUUUCGGUGGAACGAGAUUGGUGCACUCUUCUUCGUACUCUUCUGGAUAUUCUUGUGCAAAGAAGCUUAAAGGAUGACACUUUAAGACACGAGUCAUUCGAACUGCUUUCAGAAGUUCAUCUGUUGAACAGAGCAGUUAAGAGAAAGUGCCGGAAAAUGGUAGAUCUUCUGAUCCAUUAUUGUGCAGUUCAUGGAAAUGAUGCAACGAAGGUGUAUCUUUUCCUGCCAGACAUGGCUGGACCUGGCGGCAUUACCCCAUUGCAUAUGGCUGCUAGUAUGGAGGAUUCGGUCGACAUGGUUGAUGUUCUCACUAACGAUCCACAAGAGAUUGGUUUGAAGUGCUGGAAUUCGGUACUCGAUGACAAUCAUCAGUCCCCCUACAUGUACGCAAUGUCGAAGAACAAUAUAUCUUAUAACAAUCUGGUGGCCAGGAAGCUCGCUGACAGGGCAAAUGGACAAGUGACAAUAUCAUUUGAAUGCGAGAUCUCGACCGUGGGAGAAUCAAGAAGGCAUGGCUCCCAAGUUUUAGCGUCGGGAUCUUGUGCUCAAUGUGCCAUGACGAGGAACAUGUGGCUUAGACGAACACAUCGAACGGGGCUGCUUCAACGGCCUUAUGUUCCCUCAAUGCUCGCAAUCGCUGCCGUGUGUGUUUGUGUCUGCUUAUUUUUCCGAGUCCUGCCACAGCUUGGGAGUGUAGAUCCAUUCAGGUGGGAAAAUCUCAACUUUGGCCCACAGUAGCUACGAAUAGCAGAUCGUCCAGAGUUGAAUAUCCUGUUUACAUGGUAUCCGGAGGUGUUGUUACUCUUUUGGUUUCCACAAAAGGGAGAGACGGCAAGCUCCCUCAUGGCAAGUUAUCCGCUCGAACAGCCUGUGCAAAUUGAUGCAGUUUGCAGCGGAACCGAGUGGCGUAAAAGGAAUUCCUCUGCCAAACUUGCAGAUAUAGAACAGGAUGCAAGAAUUCAUCUGGAACUAUAACUCUCUUCCUCACUGCUCUUUGGAGACCACAGCAACAAGGAGAAUGAUGGAUCAUGGAAAGGGUUCAGAUUGAUACUGAUCGAUAUUCUUUUGUUCGAUCGAUAACUGCUGACACAAACACAAAGAUGAGAGAAGACUCUUCCAAGUUCAAUCCUUGAGCUGGUUUGGUGUUUUGUAAACUGUACAUGUCUACUAUGGCAUCUCUUUAUAGUUGAGUGCUACUUUGUUCUUCAGAUUUCUAUUGAUCAAGUGGUGGUACUUUUAGUAGUAUCUUGAAGUUCAUUGUAUGUGUCCCCAGGGCGUAGCACAGAUGGGAAGUGCAUGGUUCUGUGGUUGAAAGGUCCAGGGGUCGAUCCCCGGGGUGUCACUGUCUGGGGUUAACGUCUCCGCUAUGUAUUUUCCAUUUGUGUACCUGUAUUUAUCUCCCUCCAUAUCCGUGGGAUCGACUCUAGGGGGACCGCUGAUGUGACAGUUCCAUAUUUUUUGAAGUUCAUUGUAUGUAUCUCAUCCAUUGUCAAAAUGGCUGUUUUUAUUUUAGCUUAUUUUAUAGAUUAAAUGUCCA